Messenger RNA from Gadus chalcogrammus (walleye pollock), 2576 nucleotides. RefSeq names its product adhesive plaque matrix protein-like. The coding region runs from base 53 to 2437 and encodes 794 amino acids. NCBI's taxonomy places the organism in Eukaryota, Metazoa, Chordata, Actinopteri, Gadiformes, Gadidae. The transcript has 3 exons. The record is from RefSeq and is a predicted model, not a curated record.
GAGUUGUAGUGGCAGGCUCACAGGCGUACUACAGUUGCUCGCCACCUCAACCAUGGCUUUAAUAAUGAGGGUACUUCAAUUGUCUCUACUCCUUGAUGUUGGGUGUCAAGUGUAUGCUUACAGGAUCGGAUAUGCUGAGCCGGAGAUGCCUACGUAUGGGCUGCAGCAGCCUCCUAGCUACAAGCCAGAGCAACCUCCUAGCUACAAGCCAGAGCAACCUCCUAGCUACAAGCCAGAGCAACCUCCUAGCUACAAGCCAGAGCAACCUCCUAGCUACAAGCCAGAGCAACCUCCUAGCUACAAGCCAGAGCAACCUCCUAGCUACAAGCCCCACCCCCAGCAGCAGCAUCCUAGCGACAAGCCCCAGCAGCAGCAUCCUAGCUACAAGCCGCAGCCCCAGCAGCAGCAACAUCCUAGCUACAAGCCCCAGCAGCAGCAACAUCCUAGCUACAAGCCCCAGCAGCAGCAACAUCCUAGCUACAAGCCCCAGCAGCAGCAACAUCCUAGCUACAAGCCCCAGCAGCAGCAGCAUCCUAGCUACAAGCCCCAGCAGCAGCAACUUCCUAGCUACAAUCCCCAGCAGCAACAUACUAGCUACAAGCCCCAGCAGCAGCAACAGCCUAGCUACAAGCCCCAGCAGCAGCAGCAGCCCCAGCAGCCUUCUAGCUACAAGCCCCAGCAGCCUUCUAUCUACAAGCCCCAGCAGCCUUCUAGCUACAAGCCACAGGAGCCUAGCUACGACCAGCAGCAUCCUAGCUACAAGCCGCAGCAGCAGCAGCAGGAGCAGCAGCAGCAUCCUAGCGACAAGCCCCAGCAGCAGCAUCCUAGCGACAAGCCCCAGCAGCAGCCUAGCUACAAGCCCCAGCAGCAGCAGCCAAGCUACAAGCCCCAGCAGCAGCAGCAGCAACAUCCUAGCUACAAGCCCCAGCAGCAGCAACAUCCUAGCUACCAGCAGCAGCAGCAGCAGCAGCAGCAGCAGCCUUCUAGCUACAAGCCACAGGAGCCUAGCUACGACCAGCAACAGCCGCAGCCGCAGCAGCAGCAGCAUCCUAUCGACAAGCCCCAGCAGCAGCAGCAGCAGCAUCCAAGCUACAAUCCCCAGCAGCAACAUCCUAGCUACAAGCCCCAGCAGCAGCAACAGCCUAGCUACAAGCCCCAGCAGCAGCAGCAGCCCCAGCAGCCUUCUAGCUACAAGCCCCAGCAGCCUUCUAUCUACAAGCCCCAGCAGCCUUCUAGCUACAAGCCACAGGAGCCUAGCUACGACCAGCAGCAUCCUAGCUACAAGCCCCAGCAGCCGCAGCAGCAGCAGCAGGAGCAGCAGCAGCCUAGCGACAAGCCCCAGCAGCAGCAGCCUAGCGACAAGCCCCAGCAGCAGCAGCCUAGCUACAAGCCCCAGCAGCAGCAGCAGCAACAUCCUAGCUACAAGCCCCAGCAGCAGCAGCAGCAACAUCCUAGCUACAAGCCCCAGCAGCAGCAGCAACAUCCUAGCUACAAUCCCCAGCCCCAGCAGCAGCAACAUCCUAGCUACAAGCCCCAGCAGCAACAUCCUAGCUACAAGCCCCAGCAGGAGCAACAUCCUAGCUACAAGCCUCAGCAGCAGCAGCAGCAGCAGCAACAUCCUAGCUACAAGCCCCAUCAGCAGCAGCAACAUCCUAGCUACAAGCCCCAGCAGCAGCAACAUCCUAGCUACAAGCCCCAGAAGCCUUCUAGCUACAAGCCACAGGAGCCUAGCUACGACCAGCACCAGCAACAGCCCCAGCAGCAGCAUCCUAGCGACAAACCCCAGCAGCAACAUCCUAGCUACAAGCCCCAGCAGCAACAUCCCAUUUACAAGCCCCAGCAGCCUUCUAGCUACAAGCCACAGGAGCCUAGCUACGACCAGCAACAGCCGCAGCAUCCUAGCGACAAGCCCCAGCAGCAGCAGCAGCGGCAUCCUAGCGACAAGCCCCAGCAGCAGCAGCAUCCUAGUGACAAGCCCCAGCAGCAGCAACAUCCCAGCUACAAGCCCCAGCAGCAGCAACAUCCCAGCCACAAGCCCCAGCAGCAGCAACAUCCCAGCUACAAGCCCCAGCAGCAGCAGCAACAUCCCAGCUACAAGCCGCAGCAGCAGCAACAUCCCAUUUACAAGCCCCAGCAGCAGCAGCAACAUCCCACUUACAAGCCCCAGCCCCAGCAGCAGCAGCAACAUCCUAGCUACAAGCCCCAGCAGCAGCAGCAACAUCCCAUUUACAAGCCCCAGCAGCAGCAGCAGCAACAUCCCACUUACAAGCCCCAGCCCCAGCAGCAGCAGCAACAUCCUAGCUACAAGCCCCAGCAGCAGCAGCAACAACAUUCCAUUUACAAGCCCCAGCAGCAGCAACAUCCCAUUUAUAAGCCCCAGCAGCCUAGCUACAAGCCCCAGCAGCAGCAGCAGCAACAUCCUAGCUACAAGCAGUAACUCAGAAGUUUGCAUUCUGUACCUUUGCUUCAUUGAAAAUUCCAUCAAAUCCUUCAAUGAUUUAAAGUUCUCAAUUGUGUUCCUGCCAUGACAUGGUUCUACUGUCCAAAUUUGACAAAAGAAUAAAAAUAUCACUUUU